AUGAUCAGUAUUGGACGCCUAAUCGAAGGCAUUGUACCGGUUAGAGUUAGUGGCAAGUGGAAGAAAAAGCUCUGCGCGCUUGAGAGACCUGCAACAUUUAUAAACUCACUAAAGUUAUUCGUAUUUAACGACGAUGGGAGUAUAUGUCGAUGCCAAGAUGUUCAUGCCUACAUUCUUGGAGUAGACUCCAAGCAUGACGGAGUAAUUAUGUUCGUAUGUACCUACAAGUUACGUUGUAUAUCAUUUCGACAUUUCGAGGAGAUGACUAAAUGGGAUGACAUAUUAAAAGCUAAUUUGAAAUGUUCAUAUUUUCAUGCAGAUUUGAUUGUUGCUCCUAGAAACAGCAUUUUGUAUAGUUAUGCACGUCAUAGGAGACGUUUUCCUCUCAUUCAACGACCUAAAAACCAGAUUUUCUCAUCUUUAAGAAAAUUAUAUCCUACAUUAUGCAGUAAUUCAAGCGAUGGCUAUUUACAUGUGACACGUGAUCGUAUAUGUUUCACUACGGGUCCAGGUUGUUCCCAUCCUCGUCUCUUAGCAACAUGGACUUUUGAUAAUGAUGAAAUAGUGCAGUGUGGUACUGCCCGUGUUCAGAACGCUGUAAGAGGAAGCUUCACUGACCCUCCAUCACUCUUUUUUCUCACUGCCUUCCCUGAUCACCCUGAAGCUCCUGGAAGUCACCUUUUCCUAUCCAACCGUGCUACUGACUUAUGUGAUAUGAUUGAACAUACUAAUCAAGCCGCAGUUUAUCAAGCAGACUGGAGACGCCUAACUUGUUUAGCUUCACUUAUCGAUCCCUCUGAUUGCUCUAAAAAGUGCGAUUCUGACCAGACUAUUUCUUUAUGUAAUCCUAUCCACCCUGUUACCAGUCGUGUCUACUCAAAUGCGACUCAAAAUGCUGCGAUCAUUUCUCCUACCAAAAAUCUGGAUAGGUGGGUUAAUGAUGAAGUUCCUAUGAUAGAUUCACCGCCCUCGUCCAACAAACUGACUACCAGGAAUACUGUAGCACAGAUGAAGAUUAAUUCAGAUGAAAGUUCAAAAAAAGUAAAGGAGGAAAUUCAUGUUGAUUCAGUCAAUGAUAGAAAAAAAUGGGUUUCUAUGCAUCCAAGACGGCGUUUGUCUAGCCAUCCUGUAGCAACAUAUCAGUGCACUUCUCUUAAUAGUAUUAAUGUCACUGUUAACCCCAAAUCUUAUCCAUACUCUGGUCACACACACUGUUUACGGGAAUGUAAUAUUUGUCACUGGAGAAGAUCUGAGCCUUAUUUGGUGACUUUACCUUCACAACCUCUGGACACGCUGAAGUUGAAAGAACUACUCUAUCAACCGUACUGUUCGUUUUGCUUCAAAGAUUUACCUUGUACUUGUAGUGGACUUUUGUCUCUUUCUUCUGAUUCUCAUGAUUCAUGUGAUAAUGGUUUUCAUAAGAAAACGUGUAAUAAUAAAAAUAUCUGCCUGAUUUGUUCAGAAAAGCUUACUAAAGAUAAUAUUUCCAACGAUACUUUUUUAUCAAACAACUGUUCACAACAAGACAACAAUAUUCAUUCAGCUGAUAAAAAUGAACACCAUAAUAACGUUACUGCUGAUGGUCUCAAUACAGAACAAAUGGAACUCAAUUUAAAGUACAGCCCUCGUACACCCUUUUCUGUAUCCGAACAGAAUGUCUUUAAGCCAUUAACGGAUUCUCCUGGUCGCUCUAGUACAGUUUCUCCCUCUCAAGAUGUUCGUCGACGUAAAAGACUACCAAGCAGCUGGUCUACUAUUAGUCGAACACUGAUAAAUAACGGUGAUACGUCAGCGAACAUUACGCAAUGUAACAUUCGCCCUAUCCGCAGACAUCAAACUGAAUUGAAUCGGUAUUUGUCCAAUGGAAAUAGCCCACAACACCCUUAUAUUUCAUCUUUGACGACACCAACUAUCAUCCCAGGAAGCCAGUAUGCUAGGACACGACAACAUACUGCCAGUACAUGUGAAAGCACAACACCUUAUCAUAAGGACUCAAGCAAUUCACAUAGUUCCCCUUGUUCUCCAACCACAAAUAAACAGGGCAGUAUCAAAUCCCCACUAGUUUCCUUAUCACCUUCUUUUACACCACUUUGGGCGGACGCACCUACUUAUGCUAAACCUAAAACUGGGAAACACUAUGUUUCCAGAGAGGUGAUUCAGGCUCUUCGUAUCGACCAACACCAACAAUUUUCGUCUGUUUCAGAUAAUGUGAAAGGCUUUAGUAGCUGUUCUCAGAUGAAUUCGUCAGACAAUGUAUGUCAUAAUGAAAACCAUUCAAGUGAAUCUGGUAGUACGUUAACAUGCUUAACAGAAGCAUUUGAUGGGAAUGCGACCUUUCACUUUUUGUCCUGUAACAACAAUGUGUCGGAUUCUAAUUUUUUGUUUCAAACUACAUCUAAUCGUGUUAUGGCGUCUCAAAGUGAUAAGUCAUUAACAAAUUCAGGACCGUAUAUUAAUAUGUUCCCGAAUAACCUUCAUGUUGGGUUAAAACCGUUAUCUGAAAAAAAUCCAUCGAUCUUAACUUCAUCUACUUCAACGCAAUCUAUUCACAGUUAUAACGUUGGGAAUAAACAACAAGACGUUGAUCAAAUAACCAACAAUAAUAGUAAUACCUUCAAGUUACCAGUGGAUACAGAUAUCGUCUUCAAAAAUCCUAAACAUUAUGUGAAUUUAUUAGGUUUACAGAAAAGUGGAUUCACGGUUUUAAAUCACUCAAAUGCAACAGUGUAUUAUAUCAAUUUUUCACCAAAUAAUUCAGAACGUAGAUGUUUUGCAGACCCAACAUCUGUACAAUUAUCAAUUUCUGAUUCCUCUUUGGUGCCACGUGUCCCAGCCUCACUACCUAUUCUUUCAGGUUCUUUUCUGGACAGACCACCGACUCCACCAAGGCUAACAACAUCUACGUAUAACGUUACUUCCAAUGGUACUUCAUCUAUUCCGAAAACACCACAAUUACAUUACGCUCAUCUUACACUAUCUGACAAAGUAAAUAGUUCAAUGACAAAUAUGUGUAAUUAUAAAACAUCGGAUGAUAUAAUGAAUGAUGGUAAUAUUAGUAAGAAUAGACCCAGUCUUCACUCAUCUAAAUCUUUACAGUGUGCAUUAUCUUCUAGCCCAAAUUGUUCUGAAACUGAGUUCCUGGAUUGUAGCUGUAACCUAGUUGGCAAUAACUGUCAUGACUGUUCCUCACAAGGAGUAAAUUAUGUAACUAUAGAUAUGAGACAGACCAAAGCACUUUCUGAAUUAGAACAAGAAUUGCGCAUCAGUACUGGAUUAGUUCGUAAUGCUGGUUGUCAUAUACCAUGGUCAGAAUGUGCCCUUCAUAAUCAGAACUGUGAUAAUGUAAAAACUGGUAACAGAUUCACAGUGCUACGCAGGCAUUUUACAAUUCCAUGCAGCCUCCCCGGUUAUUUCGCCAGAAAAAAAGAUGACACGGUUCAUGCAUUAACAAGCUCUCCAACAAAUUCACAAGGAAAGAAACAAAAUCAUGAAAAUAUCGUUUCCGUGACCAAUCGAGUUCUAAAGCGUUUAAUCCAUUCCUCUCACCUCCCACAUCACCAAAAUUAA
This is a messenger RNA of Schistosoma mattheei, 3567 nucleotides long. The record is from the annotation of a GenBank genome assembly. Lineage: Eukaryota; Metazoa; Platyhelminthes; Trematoda; Strigeidida; Schistosomatidae.